Messenger RNA from Phyllopteryx taeniolatus (common seadragon), 7101 nucleotides. RefSeq names its product G protein-coupled receptor 63 (gene gpr63). Gene Ontology annotation, cellular component: membrane. The record is from RefSeq and is a predicted model, not a curated record. Gene Ontology annotation, molecular function: G protein-coupled receptor activity. The coding region runs from base 307 to 1437 and encodes 376 amino acids. Lineage: Eukaryota; Metazoa; Chordata; Actinopteri; Syngnathiformes; Syngnathidae. Gene Ontology annotation, biological process: G protein-coupled receptor signaling pathway; cell surface receptor signaling pathway. The transcript has 2 exons.
CUCGGCUCAAUUGGCGACUCCCACUUCAGCCAUGCCUCCUUGGGUCGCUUGUUCUUCUUCGCCUUAACAUCUGCCCACUGAGGAGGAGGAGGAGGAGGAGGAGGAAGAUGAUGAUGUGCUGCUCAACCGCGACGCUCUGGUCGGCAACAACGAGGACCGCGUCGUGCCGUCUUAAGCCGGGAGUGCUUGCCGCCGCCACGGCGUUAUGUGCUCACCGCUGACGAUGCCCGCUCCCCCUCGGGAAGGGUUCACACCUGUGCUGCUCCGCCACUGGCAGGAGACAAAGACACCGGGCUCUGCUGCCUCAUGAUGGGCCACCUGAAGCUUCCCACAACGCUGAGAGACAACAUGGCCAACGGUUCCCUCGGCUCCCAGGUGCCUCCAAACCCUAAGCCAACAGCCGUGUCCCCAGAGAUCCUGAACGGCAUUAGUCUAUCGCUGCUGGUGUUCUUGUGCUUCGUUAUGGUGGGCAUUUUGCUGUUUGCCCUGCUGGGGAACAUGGCGGUGUGCCUGAUGGUCUACCAGAGAUCAGCCAUGCGCUCGGCUAUUAACCUCCUUUUGUCGAGUCUCGCGUUUGCCGAUAUGAUGCUCGCCGUCGUCAACAUGCCAUUUACGCUAGUUACUGUCAUGACCACCGACUGGAUUUUCGGGGAGGUUUUCUGUCGGGUUUCGGCCAUGCUGUUUUGGUUCUUUGUGAUUGCGGGAGUGGCUGUUCUGCUUAUAAUAAGCAUCGAUCGCUUUCUUAUUAUCGUCCAGAAGCAAGAUAAGCUAAGUCCACAGAGGGCUAAAGUGCUCAUACUGCUCACAUGGGGACUUGCAUUCUUUUUCUCCUUUCCGUUAGCUGUCGGUUCCCCUCGCCUGCAGAUCCCCCCCAGGGCCCCCCAGUGUGUUUUUGGCUAUAGCUCCGAACCUGAUUACCACGCUUACGUGUUGAUAUUAAUGUCGGUCUUCUUCUUUAUACCCUUCAUGGUCAUGUUGUACAUAUUCAUGGGAAUUCUAAACACCAUCCGCCACAACACAGCCCGCAUCCACAGCCACCCGAGCCAAGCCGGCAAACUCGGCUUGUUAAGCCUCCAGAAGCCCUUGCAGAUGAACAUCGACGUGAGUUUUAAGACGCGUGCCUUUGCCACCAUCCUCAUCCUCUUCUGUGUGUUUACAGUGUGCUGGGCACCCUUCACUGCCUACAGUCUCGUAACAACGUUCAAUGAUGACUUCUACUGCAAAGACAGUUUUUUUCAAGUCAGCACGUGGGUGUUGUGGUUAUGCUACCUAAAGUCAGCCCUCAACCCGAUCAUUUACUACUGGCGCAUCAAAAAGUUCCGUGACGCUUGUCUUGAUCUGAAACCAAAGUUUCUUCCUCAGCUGCCAGGCAACACAAAAAGACGCAUACAACCAAGCGCUGUUUAUGUUUGCGAAGGGCAUCGGUCUGUGGUUUAAGGAAGAAAUACCGCUGCGCAAAAUUUGAUCGAUCGUAUCUGAGCCACACCGACGCCAAACGCCACUCUCCAGUCCAGCUCACCGCUUUCCGAUUUUAGACAGCAAAUCCUGAUCUAGAUUUGCGGCAGGCGGUUGCUGCUUCCUGGAAAUAGUGUGCAUUGUAUCGUUCCAACACAGGGUAACCCGCAAAUGAAUUCAACACUGUAUGAGAAAAACAAAAACAGUGGAGCCCAUCCAAGUGUUGUCUCCAUUUAGAUACUGGACCAACAGAAAUUGUGCAAAGUACAGUAGAAUGCAGUGGUACCUUUACAUUUGCAAUAGAUAGGCAUGUUUCCUUGUAAGUUAAAGUUCUGGCAGUUAUUUGCUGGCUAUUAGAGGACAGAUGAGACUGUUCACAGAUACUCUAUUAACUGUUCCCCAUACACAAGCUAAAGAGAUUUGCUGUACAAAUAGGGGAAGGUGAGCUAUAGCCCAAAAUCUGUUCAUUUGGAUUUUAUUUUUCAUUCAUUCCAGUAUUCUGACACACAAUUUGUCAUUUGAUUAAAACGACACCUUUCAGGGCUUAGGAACAGUUUGCACCAAAUGCCAAUCCAGUGAUUCGCACUAUAUCGCGGUUCAUUUAUUGCGGAUUCAGUACGUUGCAGAAUUUUUUGAAGGUCAGCUUAGUGCAGUUAUUCACCUGCACAUAUCUGAUACACGUAGCUAUAUGAUUUUAAUAAGGUUAAAAUCUUCGCAGAAAAAGAAACCUUACCGAGUAAUCUGAACCCGUUGAUUUGAUAAGUCGCCAAAUUGCUUGAGGAUACAAACAACAUUUGUAGUCAGUCAAAUUUAUGAAACCCACCGUUUAAAACACAAGCCGCAAUAAAUUCACAAAUACCAACCUUAGCCUGACAAAUAGCUACUGCACACACUUAUAACAAUGGCAGGAACAAAUGCAAGUAAAGAGCAACGUUUAGCUUGAUUUUUAUACAACUACAAUACUGUAGUUAAAAACGUCACCGCAAUGAAUUCUAGGUUGCCAUAAGGUUUUCCGCUGACUACAUUUCCAGGACCAUCAGUGUGAGGAACAGUACCAAUGCUUAAGGCAGGAAAUCGCCUGUUCAAACCAUGUCCACAUAGGCUGUUGUUCACUUUGCUCAAGCGGCGCGUUGAAUAGGCAUGUACUUGUGUAGUGUCUGGAUAGUGACGUCAAGUGGACAAAUAAAAUACGUGCGCCUCUUUAAAGUAUCACAUAUUGGCAUUAAAUAGCAUAUAUGAAAUGUAUACGAUAAUGUAGUAAUUGGUCAUACUUUGUGGAUUUCAUUUAUUGUGGGGGUUACUGUGUAUCAAUGUAUCAUUUUGCUAUACUAUCAGUUGGAAUGUUUUUUUUUUCAGGGGUGGGGGUAAGUUUUGUCAAAUUGAAAUAAUUCUAUAAAAUUGAAUGUCAUGUAAAGCUGUCCUCAGCGCAGGUCAGUUCCUUUUAUCUGUUAAAUCACAUUUCCACAUGUGAUCCAAGCCAUCAGUGUAUUGUGUUUUCUGUCAUGCUGUGGCUGAUAUACAGCGGCUGAAAUAAGUGUUUAACACUUCACCCUUUUUCUCACUAAAUAUACUUCCGAAGGUGCUGUCGACCUGAAAAUGUCACCACGUGUUGGGAACAACCCAAGUAAUCCAUACUUACAAAGAAAGUAGAACAAAUAAGAUCAGACAUUAAGUUGUGUGUAGUAAUGUGAAAUGACACAGGGGAAAAGUAUUGAACACAUGAAGAAAGGGGGGUGCAGAAAGGUAUGGAAAGCCAAGACAACACCUAAAAUCUAUCAAUCAUCAAACGGCGAUCCAGUGCAAAUGAAUGUCAGCUGGUUCAGUCCUAAAUGAUGGUCUACAAAAAGGUCUCAUUGCCAAUGUGUGAGCCAAGACACAUCUCAUGAUGGGUAAGAGCAGAGAGCUGUUUCGAGACCAUCGCAAACUAAUUGUUGCCGAACAUAACGAUGGCAUUGGUUACAGGCGCAUAUGUAAGCUUCUGAAUGUUCCAGUGAGUACUGUUGGGGCAAGCCAAUCAUACCACCAUAAAUUUUUCUCCAUCAGGUGCUCCUCGCAAGAUUUCUGACAGAGGAGUGCAAAGAAUAAUCAGAAGAGUUGUCCGAGGACCACCUGUGGAGAACUUCAAAAAGACCUGGAAUUAGCAGGUACUGUUUUCACAAGGAAAACAGUAAGUAAUGUACUCUGCCGCCAUGGCCUGUAGGCCACGCAAGACCCCAUUAUUGGGGGGGGGGGAAAGCAUGUCAAAACUCGUUUAAAGUUGGCUGAACAACAUUGAGAGAAUAUAGUCUGGUCUGAUGAGAGCAAAUUUGAACUGUUUGGAUGCCAAAAUGCACACCACGCUUGGAGGAGAAAUGGCACUGCACAUCACCCUAAAAACACCAUACCAAGAGUCAAGUUCGGCGGUGGGAACAGGAUGGUGUGGGGGUGCUUUUCAGCAAAUGGUACUGGUAAACCACAUUAUAGAAGGAAGGAUUAAUGGGCAAAUGUACGGAGACAUUUUUGACAAAAAUCUGCUGCCAUCUACGAGGAAAAUGAAACAAGGUGGACAUUUCAGCAGGAUAAUGAUCCAAAACAUACUGCCAAGGAAACUCUCAAUUGGUUUCAAAGGGGAAAGAAAUAAAGCUGCUAGAAUGGCCCAGCCAAUCACUGAAAAUCUAUGGAUAGAACUGAAACUCAAGGUCCAUAAAAGAAGCCCACAGAACCUUCAAGAUUUGAAGACUGCUGGUGUGGAGGACUGGGCCAAAGUCACACCAGAGCAAUGCAUGUGACGAGUUUCUCCUUACACGAGGUGCCUUGAACCCGUCAUUGUAAACAAAGGCUUUUGUACAAUGUAUUCAAUACCAAUUGGCGUGUUCAGUAGUUCCCCCCCCCCCCCCCCCCCGUGUCAUUUCACAUUAUUCCACACAACUUAAUUUCUGAGCUUAUUUGUUCCACUUACUUUGUAUGUAUUUGUAUUUACUUGGGUUGCUCCCAAACAACUGGUGAAAUGUUCAUGUCAAUAGCAACCUUUGGAAAUAUAUUUAAUGAGAGAAAUGAUGACGUGUUCAAUACUUAUUUCAGCCACUGUAUUUUAGAUUGCCAUGGAAUGAAUAUAGGCAUCAUCAGAUAUACUCAUAUGACCUUAAACUCACAGCUAACACUGUCGUGGCCAUUGAGGAUUCACCCACCCUUUUAUUGUAGAAGGGUGGGUGUCUGUGGUAUCUCUUCAGUCCUGUGAAAUAUUUGUACAAAAUUUGCAACAGAUGAAAAAUGAGACAGUAGUUAUUAAAGUGAAACAACUGCAGGUUUCGUACAACGAUUUUCUAGCUAACGAGAAAACUUUCUUAGUGCUACUUUAAAUGGAAGACAAAAUGCAGUGUGACAAUGUUAACGUUCUGAAAUCAGUGCCAAAACAACAUGUGACUAUUGUGUUGAAAUGAGAUGAUCUUUUAGGAUUAGAAAUGAUUCUUUGUAAUUUACACACAAAUGAUGCCUUCGCAAAAUUCUCGAGAAAUCGAGGCUGAUCUUUUUGAUGGCCAUCGCUCUACUUGACCGUUCCAAUGAGUAUCCCUCGAACAAUAACAUUGUGGCUCGUUUUUGAACGAGCACUAACAGGAGGAUGCCAAGUUUUUGUCCUCAUUACGGUUAUCCAAUAACCCUUAUCCUAAGAAGGUAGUACAUAACUCAGUCAUCAUCUUUUGCUUUUUUGAAAAUAUAGAAGAUGAACAGGUUGAUCAGUUUUUUUUACUGACGAUAACAUCAAAUACUGAGACGAAUUCUGGGACGGACUGACUGAGUGUUGUAUUUUGUUUUGAUAUUGUGUCAUGAAGCCAGGUAUUAGGUUUAAACUGACCUUAUUUUGGGGAGUUCGGUCUCAUAAGAAAAAUGGCAACGUGUUUAACUGCAUAGAUCAGACUACAAUGUAUCCAAGGUGAAUAUUGUCUUUUUUUUUCUAAUGUGGCCAGAACACAUUUUUAGUGUGUGUGUGUGUGUUGUUUUUUUAACUGUCUUUAGAUGUGCCUGUUUAGUCAGAAUGCUGCUAUACAGCGGCUGACAGAAGUAUUUAUCACGUCACCAUUUUUCCCACUAAAUAUACUGUCGACCUGAAAUUGUCACCAGAUGCUGGGAACAACCCAAGUAAUCCACACAUAAAAAGAAAGUAGAACAAAUAAACUCAGAAAUUAAGUUGUGUGUAAGAAUGUGAAAUGACACAGGGGAGAAGUAUUGAACACAUGAAGAAAGGGAGGUGCAGAAAGGCAUGGAAAGCUAAGACAACACCUAAAAUCAAACAGCGAUCCAGCCCCUUGUCCGUGCAAAUGAAUGUCAGCUGGUUCCGCACUAAUUGAUGGCCUACAAAAGGGUCUCAUCGUCAAUGUGUGAGUCAAGACACAUCUCACGAUGGGGAAGCGCAAAGAGCCCAUCGCAAACAAAUUGUUGCAAAACAUAAUGAUGGCAUUGGUUACAGGCGCAGAUCUAAAAUGUUCCAGUGAGCACGGUUGGGGCCAUAAUACACAAGUGGAAAGCCAAUCAUACCACCUUAAAUUUGCCUCGGUCAGGUGCUCCUCGCAAGAUUUCCGACAGAGGAGUGCAAAGAAUAAUCACCUGUGGAGAACUUCAAAAAGACCUGGAAUUAGCAGGUACUGUUGUCACAAGGAAAGCAGUGAGUAAUGCACUCUGGCGCCAUGGCCUGUAGGCACGCUCACCACGCCAGACCCCAUUGCUAAAAAAAAGGCUCCUUUUAAAGUUUGCUGAGCAACAUUUGGACAAGCCAGUUAAAUACUAGGAGAAUAUGGUCUAGUCGGGUGAGAGCAAAAUGGAGCUGUUUGGAUGCUGAAAUGCACACCAUGUUUGGAGGAGAAAUGGCAAUGCACGCCACCCUAAAAACACCAUACCAACAGUGAAGAUCGGAGGUGGGAACAUGAUGGCGUGGGCCUGCUUUUCAGGAAAUCUUACUGGUAAACGUCACAUUAUUGAAGGAAGGACGAAUGGGCAAAUGUACUGAGACAUUCUUGACAAAAAUCUGCUGCCAUCUACGAAAAUGAAACAAGGGUGGACAUUUCAGCAGGGUAAUGAUCCAAAACAUACUGCCAAGGAAACUCUCAAUUGGUUUUCAAAGGGGAACAAAAUAAAGCUGCUCGAAUGGCCCAGCCAAUCACCUGGCUUGAAUCCAAUCAAAAAUCUGUGGAAAGAACUGAAACUCAAGGUCCAUAAAAGAAGCCCACGGAACCUUCAAGAUUUAAAGGCUGCUUGUGUGGAGGAACGGGCCAAAAUCACACCAGAGCAAUGCAUGCGACGUGUUCCUCCACACAGGAGGCGUCUCGAAGCUGUCAUUGCAAACAAAGGCUUUUGUUCAAAGUAUUCAAUAAAUACCACUUGGCGUGUUCAAUACUUUUUCCCUGUGUCAUUUCACACUAUUACACACAACUUCAUUUCUGAUCUUAUUUGUUUGUACUUUCUUUGUAUGUUUGGAUGACUUGGGUUGUUCCCAACAUCUGGUGACAUUUUCAGGUCAAUAGCGCCUUGGGAAGUAUUUUGAAUGAGAAAAAAAUGGCGGCGUGGACAUACUUACUUCGCCCGCUGUAUCUCAUGGUGAGACUGUGCAAUUAUCCUGUACUGUACAUUACUGUACUCUUGAAUGUAAUAAAGAAAUUGCCAUUUCUUACCUUG